Diversispora eburnea is the source of this 786-nucleotide messenger RNA. The record is from the annotation of a GenBank genome assembly. Lineage: Eukaryota; Fungi; Glomeromycota; Glomeromycetes; Diversisporales; Diversisporaceae.
AUGUUCACUAAAGAACAUUUUAGUAAAAAAUUUGGAACUUGGUCAAGCGGGAAUGUUAACGUUGAUAAGAUUAUCCAAGAAUCGCAGAUAAAUAAUCCUGCACUUAAUCUACAAUGGAUACCUUAUGAAAAUUUUCAUGAUAUCGAACACAUAGCUGAUAGUGAAUAUUACACAUUGCAUUUGGCUAGAUUAAGAAAUGAAAUGAUAGAUUGUGAAGAUGUUUCUUUAAAGGAAUUAAAAGAUUAUAGAUAUGAUAUUUUGGAAUUUAUUAAAGCGAUUAAGAAUAUAGCGAUUGAUAGUUUUUAUUCUUCUUGUAUCGCUAGAUUUUUUGGAAUUUCAAAAAAUCCUUCUACACAAAAUUAUAUUAUUGUUAUGGAAUCAUAUAAUGAUACCAUUCAUGGUUUUUUAUCUGAUACCUUUCUAGAUAUUGAAUGGGGGUCAAAAAUAGAUUUACUAUAUCAAAUAAUAGAAAGUCUUGCUAUUUUACAUGAAAAUAAUUUAGUUCAUUGUGAUUUACAUAGUAGAAAUAUUUCAAUAAAAAAUCGGGAGAUAUAUUCAGUAAGAAUAGAUCCUGGUUUAUAUGCUGAUGAUAAUAGAAAAAUAAUGAAUAAAUCUCAUGAACAAAAAUUAUUUCGAUCUUUAUAUAAUUUUCAUCCUCAGUCCCGUUACAUUAGUAGACACAUUUAUACUCUUUACGAAUUGCAAGAUUCAUUAGAAGAUCUAAAAUCUGGAAAAUGUUCAGAUCUUAAUUUAUAUACUUAUGAUAUGAAUUCUAAUAAUUCAUAA